This is a messenger RNA of Bufo gargarizans (Asiatic toad), 5372 nucleotides long. RefSeq names its product DnaJ heat shock protein family (Hsp40) member C5 (gene DNAJC5). The transcript has 5 exons. The record is from RefSeq and is a predicted model, not a curated record. NCBI's taxonomy places the organism in Eukaryota, Metazoa, Chordata, Amphibia, Anura, Bufonidae. Gene Ontology annotation, cellular component: membrane; intracellular membrane-bounded organelle; presynapse. Bases 93 to 692 code for a protein of 199 amino acids. Gene Ontology annotation, biological process: regulation of synaptic vesicle cycle.
ACUGUCAGGGCCGCGCACGCACCGCCCCCUCUGCGCCUGACUGACGAGACGUGACCGAGCCGGACCGAGCGGCACCGGGGAGAGAGACCAAGAUGGCGGACCAACGGCAGCGCUCCCUGUCUACCUCUGGAGAAUCCCUGUAUCAUGUUCUAGGACUGGACAAGAAUGCCACAUCUGAUGACAUCAAAAGAUGUUACCGGAAGCUAGCACUGAAAUACCAUCCAGAUAAAAACCCAGAUAAUCCAGAAGCCUCCGAGAAAUUCAAGGAGAUCAACAACGCACACGGUAUAUUAACAGACGCCACGAAGAGAAAUAUCUAUGACAAGUACGGGUCACUCGGACUCUACGUGGCGGAACAGUUUGGGGAGGAGAAUGUCAACACAUACUUUGUGCUGUCCAGCUGGUGGGCGAAGGCUCUCUUCAUGUUCUGCGGCCUGAUCACCGGAUGUUACUGCUGCUGCUGUCUCUGCUGUUGCUGUAAUUGCUGCUGUGGAAAAUGUAAACCACGGCCUCCUGAAGGGGAGGAGACAGACUUUUACGUGUCCCCCGAGGACCUGGAGGCACAACUGCAGUCUGAUGAAAGGGAUGCUGCUGAUAUCCCAGUGUUGGUACAACCCAGUUCAGCCACGGAGACCACACAGCUCACCAGCGACUCCCAUGCCAGUUACCGUACCGACAGCGCAUUCAACUGAUCACAUGCGGGACCCCCAGGUCACUAGGACUAGAGAGGAGGGGGGAGAACUGAUCUCAUCCUACAGCCCUCUGUGUAAUCAUACCCCCAGCCCCUCAUUUGACCAGCUAAUUAUCUUGUCCCCUCGGUGCGAUGAUUGAACAUCCAGGGAGUAAAGCGCAUGCUCACCACUCGCUUCCCUUACCCCCCCCACCUUUCCUUUUCAUGAUCAAAUAUUUUUAAUUUAUUUUUGUUUAUGUCUAGUUUUUAAUGGGUAUAUUUUUGUAUGGGGACCUGUUACUUCCGCACCCCUCCCUUCUGAACCCUUUGUUACCCUCGGUCUCUGAGCGUGUGCUGAAUCCAGCCCUUUGCCACUUUCUCGCGAUGUGUCAUAUUUCAGGUCGGCGUGAUGGGGGCAGGAAGUGAUGUUUUAGUACCGAUUUUGUUUUUUUUCCCUGUGCCCCCCUCCAAGAGGAGUUUUAUUUCUGUCUGCGUAACAUUGUAGUCUGAGUGCGUGGUACCGCAGGGGUGGGCCUGUGGUGUGUGAGUGCCCUAUCAGCUGCUCUCUCCUGGCAUGAAGGACGAUUUACAGAAGAGGACGGACGGUUCUGCUGCUGGAACGUUGUCAUUUUAUUCUUUGUAAAAUUGUUUACUGACAGACAGUGGAAUUGGCCUGACCAUAUACACUCCCUCUGACAACAAAAACUUAAUUUAAAAAACAUUUCUUUAAGGUUUUUUACAAACCUUUCUGGGAGCCUGAAAUUUUUGGCAAAAAUUGUGCUUUGAGAACGUUUUAUUUUUGAGGUGUGAUACACCUGUAUGAUCUGUAGGUGGUGCUCUGUCAAUUAGUCUUUGCCCUUCUCCAGUCUAGUCCUGCUGAAGCCCCCAGUGAUUGCAUUGUAGCCCAUUGUCUCCGCUCUCUUUUACAUUUCAUGUGUAAGUGAUCCCACCUCCAGAAAUGGGAGUACUCUUGUUUUAAUACGUAGUUAGUAAGGGACAGUGCGUUCUGGGAGCAGCUCUCAGCCACUAAACUGUGCAUCCCUGGCACAGUGACUGCAUACUCAACCCCCUGCAUACUGUUGGUGUAGGAAGCCAGCGCCAUAUUUAUUUGUAUAUAAUGUCUAGUACUUUGCAGCGCUGUAUUUAUCUGUAUAUAGUGCCACUAGUGUACUCAGCGCUGUAUGGUGUGUGUUUGUCUGGUGCUGGGAGAGAAUUUGUCACUAUGCCAAAGAUAUGUGAGCUUCCCCCCUUCCCACCUUCCCACCUAGUGGCUUGUCACGGGUCCUAGCACUUUCAGUGCUGAGACAAUCUGAUAACCGUGGCGCAGCGCACAGAGGGUUACCUGUCACUUAUGUCAUGUUCAGACUUUCUCUGUUUUGGGAACAAUACAAGCUUCCUAAUGUUUUCUGGAGGCAUCACGGACUUGUUUGUGAAUUUGGGAGCCGCCUCCGUAGCCUGUACAGUGGGCACUUCGUACAAAUGGGGUCAGGUGUAGGGAGUGUCCGGUGGUCUGUCUUGGAUGCAGUGUAUCCUAAAGUUUCCAAAUAUUCGCUGUGAAUGUAUGUAGGCACUGUCGUCUUAUAUCCCUAUGCGUAAUACCAGCCAAGCUGAGCGUCGCUCAACCACCUGUGCCAUGACUCUCCAGGAGGCGCCAGUUUAAGCCUUGAGGCUGUAGAUCAGUAUAUUUGACAUUUGUGAUGGCCUGUUUAUUUUCUCGUUUUUUUUCUUUACUUGCAGGGUGUAAGCGUAGACAAAACAGUGUAUGAGCAACCAACCGCAGACUAUCAGGACUGUGCUGUCUUUUUGGUGGACAAGGCUGAAAACUUUCUGUCUGUGAUUAGGAUUAGUGACUGGCAUUACAACCACUCGCCACUAGAUGGCGGCACUGCCUGGAAAAAUGUCUUGUCCCACUGAUUCUGUCCAGAAUAUACAUGUUAAAAUAUCAAUCUAAUUAAAAAAGAAAUUCCUAAAGGUGUGUAAUGAAAUUGGCAUGACCUUCAUUAAUACACUACGAUGCGCUCCUCUCUUUUCUCCCCACUCGGAGAUGCUACGAUGGCCUUUACUGACAAUGGCCCCAUCUUAAUUCAUGACAUCCCCUCCAUUCACAAAGCUACAUUUUAAAGUAAUUCAAGAUACCAGUUUGGAAUCUUCCCACAUUGAGCCAACAGACACAGCCCACACUCAGCAGAGGAGGAGAAAACCGUGGCCCACUUUAAUAGUAGAUUGGAAGGUGAUUGUUUCUUUACUCUAGCGCUCCAAUCAGUGCAAAGGGCAGACUCAAGUGUUUCGCUCCAUCCUGGACCUUGGUCAUGGCCUAUAAUUAUUCAUAAAAUCCAUGCGUCAGUAUACACACAUAUAUAAUCAGAGAGAAAGUCAAGGAGUCUAAGAAAAAAAUUGAAGGCUUUAAAUUACAUAAAAUGCAUGUCUCCAAAGUAACCUACCAGCAAGUCAAUUAUCCAUGAUUAGAAUUAAUUGGCAAAAACUGCCCCCUCGAACAUAUGAGCACCACACAGAAGAAAUGUCAUAUAUAGCGGAGCCCUGAAGCAAUGAGCAGAUAUGUUAAUUAGGCUACUUUCACAUCUACAUUUUUGCUGGACCAUGCUGGCAUUCUGGUGCGCUCCGUUUCAUUCCGUUCAGUUUUGUCCCCAUUGACUAUGAAUGGGGACAAAACGGAAGCGGUUUCCUCCAGUAUUGAGUUCCUAUGACGAAUCUCAAUGGCGGAAAGGAAAACGCUGAUGUGAAAGUAGCCUUUAAAGGGCGUCUACCAUCAGAUUUUGCCAUAUGUACCUGACUGACACUAGCGAUGUGCUAGUGUCAGCAGUACAUAAGUCGCCUUUGUUCACUUCUGUCUGCGGCCGUUCACCUAAAAAAACGUACUUUUAUCCAUAUGGUAAUGAGCCUCUAGGUGCUAUGUGGGCGUCGAUUCAGCACCUAGAGGCUCCGUCUACUGACCAUUUUGGCCGCCCAUGUAGCCUGCCCCGCAACUCUUGAUUAAUGUCCGAUUUGCCUGCAUCUGUCUAAAUCCCUGGUGCCGGCUAUCUCACUGUAACGUAGUCGGCGCAGUGAGAAAGCCGGCACCAGGAGCGCGGCAUUCACUGCCUGAGCCAAAUACAGAAGCGCAGGGGCGGGAUUUAGACAGAUGCAGGCAAAUCGGAUUUCAAUCAAGAGUUGCGGGGCGGGCUAGAAGAACUACAUGGGCGGCGAAAAUGGUCAGUAGACGGAGCCUCUAGGUGCUGAAUCGACGCCCACAUAGCACCUAGAGGCUCAUUACCAUAUGGAUAAAAGUACGUUAGAAAGGAGUAAUAUAGAGAGAGCGGGGAUGCUGGCAACAGGGAGGGAACAUAGCCCAUGCACUAUAGAUCAGGAUAGGUAAUCAUUAUAACCUUAGUGGGGGGUCCCAGUGCUGGCACCCCUGCCGAUCAGCUGUUUCAGGAAGCUGCUGCGCUCCUGUCAGCUCUCCAAACACAGCGCCGUACAUCAUAUAGUGGUUCUGCUUGGUAUUACAGCUCAGCCCCAUUCACUUUCAUGGGGCUAAGCUGCAACUAGUACAUAUGGUAGGUGUAUGGUAAAAUCACACGGCCUAGAAAGAGUCUGCCGCACUCGCGGAGCGCUGGCCUCUUCUAACAGUUGAUCGGCGGGGGUCCCAGGUGUCUGACCCCUGACAAUCUAAUAUUGAUGACCUAUCGUGUAGGUAGGUCAUCAUUAUUAAUUACUGAAAAACCCCUUUAGGAUCAGAGUCUCUUGAGACCAUAUGGGGACAGUGUCUGCAGUUCGUGUAUCCAGUACAAUUUGUGAGUCUUAUGCGAUUACCACCUCGGAGGGGGGAUGUGUAAAUAUGCUAGAACCUGAAACUGUAGUUGACUAAUGCAGUGAUUUGUUAGUGAUGAAGUAGUGUCGUACAGGUAAGUCCAGACAAUUACAUCUAAUGGUCAAUUUAUACUUUGAGGUGCGGUCUCGCAUCUUUUUGAUUAUAUAUACUGAUGCAUGUACUUUACAAGUAUUAUAGGCCGCGACCAAGGUCUGGGACGGACCGAAACACUGAGUCAGCCCUAUGACAACUAGAAUAAAUAAACUUGCAAUCUUCUAUUAAAAGGUGCUGUGGGCUUCUGCUUCUCUGCAAUUUGUGGGUGCUGACCAUUAUUGAUGUACUGUAUAAACCCUAGACUUGGCCUAGCUGGCAGCCUAUAGGCUGCAUGAGGGAAGCUGCUGCUUUUAAUCAGAUAUAGGAAUAAACAUGGCGUCUCCCUCAGUGCAGUAACUGAAAUGGCUGGAUGCAUGUGAGUGCAGCUCUGGUUGUGACUGGAGUGGGAGAUAUGACACAACUCCAUACACAGGAAGUAAAGCAAAGUAUUUUUAAACUGACCCUUGAGAGUUCAUAAUGCGCAUCGCAUCAGAUCUGCAGGAAUGUUCCUCUCUUUGUCUCUGCUCUUCUGUAUUAUAGUUUCUGCUCUCCUCCUCCUGCCAGGAGUAAAUGUUGCAAGUGUUGGCGUCUGCAGAUCUGUAUGUCUAGUAUCUGAAGGGGGGCUGGGUUGGGGUCGGGGUGACGCUGAGGUCCCUCUGAACAUUUUGCAGAGGAAAAAAUCAUGUUUUUGUUUGUAGCAUGUCAUUACGUAUGUUUGAAUAUUACCUAACGUGAAACGAAGCCAGACGGAUGUUAAAUUAUCUCAACCACUACUGUAAAAUAAAUGUUUUGGUGCAGGAA